UGGAGCAAAGAGAGGGGGGAAGCGGUGGUCAGGCGCGAGACGGAGCCGUCGCUCCCUGCUCUGGCUGAGGGGCUGGUCCGGCGUACAGUCGUGUGAAUAGAGUCGCCUUCUUCUGUACAAAGUGUCGCACCCCGCUUAGGAUUUGUGUUAGAGGGGUGGGAAAGACUGCUGAUGGAAAAAAGAGGAAGGAGAUGGGAUGAAGCAAGCUCCAAAAAUGAGGCCAAAUAUUUAGCCAUAAGAUCUGCAAUUAAGACUGGAUCUUGAGAUGGAGAACACAGAGACUUCAAAGAUAGUUAACAGAUACCUAUCCUGGAUCUGAUCCUUAUAAUCAGGAGGAAUUGAUUCUGGUUUAAGAAAAGUUACGAGAUUCAGUAUGUCAAGCUGCUGGAUAGUUUUAUGGUGGUUCUCAUUGUUAACAUUGGUAUAUCAUUCUGGAUCCUACCUCAUCGACACGAUUGCUGCAAGUAGUUUUAACCAUGUGCAUAAUUACAUUAAUACAUCCAACUUGGAUCAAGAUUAUUGUGAAAAGAAACUGAAAUUAUCUACUUUGAAUGAAUGGAAACUUUCAACAGAAACGUUCACAGCUACACUUCCCAUUGAUCAUAUUCAAGAAAAUUAUGUUCGUGAGGUUCAAGAUUGUAUUUUUUCUGUUGGAUUCCCUACACCAUUUAAAUCGAGAGUUCUACUUGUAGCUGUUUCAGAGGAAGUCCUGGAAGAUAUUCUGGACUUGGACAUGUCUGUCUCAGACUCAGAUGAUUUUCUACACCUUGUCAGUGGUUCAAAAAUAAUCUUGGGAUCUCCACCGCUAACCCACAGAUAUGGUGGCCAUCAGUUUGGUAGCUGGGCAGGACAGCUGGGUGAUGGAAGAGCCCACUUGAUCGGCAUUUAUACUAACAGAUUUGGAUCCAGAUGGGAACUGCAGCUCAAAGGUUCAGGAAGGACACCAUACUUUAGGAAUGGCGAUGGCAGAGCUGUGCUUCGGUCUUCUGUACGAGAAUAUUUGGGAAGUGAAGCCAUGCAUUACCUUGGAAUUCCUACAAGCAGGGCAGCUAGGUACUUUAUCAGGUUUAUUCUUUACCUGCAUAGAACAGAGGGCUCCAGACCUCUUUCAGUCUGUUCUGUGCUAACUCCUCAACUCCUCCAUUUCCACAGCUUAGUUGUAAGCGAUGAUGACAUUUGGAGAGAUCAGUUCUACAGUGGGAAUAUUAAGAAAGAAAGAGGUGCAAUUGUCUUACGUGUUGCAAAAUCAUGGUUUCGAAUAGGAUCAUUGGAAAUACUAGCUCAUUCUGGAGAACUGGAUUUGUUAAGGAUGCUGCUAGAUAUGGUAAUAAAAGAACACUUUCCAAAAGUAAACAUGAAUUAUUCAAAUAAAUAUCUGGCAUUUUUCUCUCAAGUAGUGUCUGAGACGGCACGUUUGAUUGCCUUGUGGAUGUCAGUAGGCUUCGCUCAUGGAGUAUGUAAUAGUGAUAAUUUCAGCUUAUUAUCCAUAACCAUAGAUUAUGGCCCAUUUGGCUUCAUGGAUUCAUAUGACCCAGACUUUGUCCCAAACACAUCUGAUGAUGAAAGACGGUAUAAAAUAGGAAAUCAGGCAAAUGUUGGAAUGUUUAAUAUGAACAAGCUGCUAAAGGCACUAAACCCUUUAUUCAGUCCCAGACAAAAGCAGCUGGCUUCUCAAAUACUUGAAGGAUACCCUGAACAAUAUUAUAAAAGCUUUACAGAACUAUUCAAGGCAAAAUUAGGUCUGCUAGGUGACAGUGAGGAUGAUAGCUAUUUGAUUGCUUUCCUUCUAAAACUCAUGGAAGAUACAAGGGCAGAUUUUACAAUGACUUUUCGGCAGCUCAGUGAGAUUUCAGAAGACCACCUCAAGGAUCUCAGCAUUCCUAAGGAAUUUUGGGCUUUGCAAGAUGUAGCUAAACACAAGUACUUUUCAAGCUGGAUUGACAUGUACCUCUUGAGAUUAAAAAGGAAUAUGGGUGAUUCAGACUCUGAAAGAAGCAGAAGAAUGAGCAGUGAGUAUAGUCAUAAUUUGUUUAAUCAUUCAAAAUAGUUUGUUGUCUUCUUAUAGAUUCAGCUUCUAAAUACCUGCAUGUUCAAUAAAAUAGACCUGUUACAAAGUUUAUUGUUACGCUUGAUCUUAGCCAAAAGGCUUAGAGGCAAGAAAUUUUUUAUUCUUUUUAUUUAGAGCAGACACAGGUUGGAGAGCAAUGCAAAGUUUCACUGUAACAAUUUAGAGACUAAUUUUGAUCUUUCUGUAUGUGCAAUUUUCUGUGUUAGACCUUGUGGCUCAAAAUACAAAAACAACCAGACAGAGGCCCCGUCUACUACACCGAUGCUGGAAACAUGCCAAGGAGAUCUAAGUGGCAGUUUUCUCCUGCUUCCUUUUUUUUUCCCUUGAAAAAACAGCAGUUGUAUCUACACAUGGCACAGUUGGGAACAAACGUGCCCUAUCCCAAAGUGGCAUUCUCCCCAGGUUUGUGCCUGAUACUCAAGUCACUGCUCCUUUGGCAACAGAGCAUAGUCCCACCUGAACAGCCCCAUGUUACCAGAAAAAAGGCAGAGAGCAAUGGCGCACCAGGACCCCUGCAACCCACCAGUUGCUUCUAAAGCACCAUAGACCUAAGCUGCAUUUUCUGUCUGUUGUUAUUCUCAUUGACUGCGCUCUCAAAGGCACAGUACUUCCAGCUGAGCAAAGGCUGCAGGGGCAGGAAGUGUGGCUGACAAUCAGCCUCUCCAGUGAAGAAGCAGAGCGCAAGAGGAGUGUGCCCGAAGGGGCAUGCCUCUCAGGCCUGGAAAAGAAGCUGGUUGCCAGGGGUUGCUGACCAUCUUGAGACCUGUGUGCUUGCCUAUGCAGCAAAGGUGUGAAAGGUCUGGAAACGUCUUCAGCAACAAAGAAAGUGCUUUCCUCCUGUGCGGUAGACCUCAGAACUGAGGUGUGGUAUCUUUUUCUCCUGAGCCAUUUUUUUCCUAGCAAAGAGAAAUCAUGUCAUGGGAAGACGCAGAAGAUUGCAGAUGAACGAUGACCAUGAUUCUGUCAAUGGGAAGGUGGUGGCACAGUAAAAGCUGCUUCUGGAAGCAUGUGCAGCAUAUUGGGGAUGAGCAAAGACAUGUUCUUGAAGACCCCAGGAGUUAAACUUGAUAUAUUUGAUAAGAAUGUCCACUGAUCCCCCAGUUCAGCUGAAGUUGUUGGAAUUGACAGUAAUUUGCUGUUCACCUUAAAAUAUAUUAGAGAGCCUUACACUCCACACACACACACACAUACACAUGUACAACAUGGAGGCUAUAGCAAAGCUGAUUCUUUAACAUUUUUUGGAUUAGAUUUAUAUCCUGCCUUUCCUCUGAGAGUCCAAGUAUCUUAUGACUAAUUAUGAAGUGGGUGAUCUUCAAACUUAUUUUCCAGGAAUAGAAAACAAACUCUGUAGGGUUUGCUUAAAGGAAGAUUUGGAAAUCUGUGGUAACUUAGAACAUUUCUCAAAGUGUGGAUGCCAACCCCCAAGGGAAUUGUAAAAUAAUAAAUAGGGGGUUGUCAGAGUGUAACUUCUUCAAAAUGCUUUUCCAGCCAGAUUACCAGUUUGAUUCAAAAAUAUACUGAACACAGUAUACACUGAGCCCUGUAU
Messenger RNA from Python bivittatus (Burmese python), 3614 nucleotides. The record is from RefSeq and is a predicted model, not a curated record. NCBI's taxonomy places the organism in Eukaryota, Metazoa, Chordata, Lepidosauria, Squamata, Pythonidae.